Molecule: messenger RNA, 1055 nt
Organism: Ictidomys tridecemlineatus (thirteen-lined ground squirrel)
Lineage: Eukaryota; Metazoa; Chordata; Mammalia; Rodentia; Sciuridae
Source: RefSeq, a predicted model, not a curated record
UCCUGGAAACACCCCCAGAACCUCCAGUCUCUGACACCAUGUGCAACUCCUCUUGUGGCUCCUGCUGCUCUGGCCAGGGCUGUGGCUGCUGCCAGCCCAGGUGCUGCCAGCCCACCUGCUGCAGGACCACCUGCUGCCGCCCCAGCUGCUGUGUCUCCAGCUGCUGCAGCCCCUGCUGAUGCCAGUCCAUCUGCUGCAGGACCACUUGCUGCCGCCCCAGAUGCUGUGGCUCCAGCUGCUGCAGCCCCUGCUGUGGUGGUUCCAGUGGCUGUGGUUCCUGCUGCUGUCGCUCCACUUGCUGCCAGACCACCUGCUGCAGGACCACCUGCUGCCAGCCCAGGUGCUGCCAGACCACCUGCUGCAGGACCACCUGCUGCCGCCCCAGCUGCUGUGUCUCCAGCUGCUGCAGCCCCUGCUGUGGUGGCUCCAGUUGCUGCCUCCCCAGCUGCUGUGGCUCCAGCUGCUGCAGCCCCUGCUGUGGUGGUCCCAGUGGAUGUGGAGGUUCCAGUGGCUAUAGCUCCUGCUGCUGUCACCCUACCUGCUGCCGCACCACCUGCUGCAGCACCACCUGCUGCCGACCCUGCUGCUGUAUGGCCAGCUGCUGCCGCCCAAGCUGCUGCUGUGGCUCCUGCUGCUGCCGCCCCUGCUGCCUUCAGACCACCUGCUGCAGGACCACCUGCUGCCGACCCUGCUGCUGUGUGGCCAGCUGCUGCCGCCCAAGCUGCUGCUGCUAGUCUCUGUGCCGCCAGCCCAAUUGCUACUAGCUGCCCCACCACUUCAUUCCUCUCCUCCUGCUCCACUGCUUCUUGUGCUCAGCACCUGCACCUGCCCCCACCACCACCCCACCCCACUGCUCUUCAACUAACAGACUUGAUGGAGUCCAUCUCUGGGCACAGUCAGCACAGGCCACUUACAAACCUUCAUUCCAAAGGGUGGUUUGAUAGCGUUUGGCCUCCACAUGGGUAGCCUCUCCUCCACCAUGUUAUCAGCUGUCUUCCAAAUAAAAAGAAGUUCUCUUUUCCCUAAAUCUGUCUGCUCUCAAGUUACCCCAUGGA